CAUGACUAUAAAUAGAUCGGCGGCCAUCUUAAAAAGUUUUGUUUUCUUUCUUCAUGGAAUCGCAUGAGAUUUGUUUGAAGUGCUAUUAUUUUGUGAAAUUAGGAAGCGUAAUAUUCAUCUAAAAUACUUUAGCUAAAUCAGUGUUAAAUAAGUACACACAAAUAUCAGUUACCGGUGGAUAUCAAAUUAUUAAUUGUCUCCAACCAAUGGAGGAAGAAACUCAAGAAACGAAACCCACUGGACUUGAAGAAAUUAAGUUUAAGCCUGUAAAGAAGAAAAACCUUCGGCGUCGCAUCAAAGAUGACGAGUCUGACGACGAGGAAAACGUUUUAGCAAAGUUGGAAGAAGCAAAAGAGAUUCAGAAGCUUAGGGAAAGGCCUAAUGGCGUAAGCGUUAUUGCGUUAGCUACUGGACAAAAACCGACCAUUGAAGAUGAGGUGGCUUGUAAAGACCCAUUCAAGGUGAAAACCGGUGGUAUGGUGAACAUGCAAGCUUUAAAAAGCGGGAAAGUCAAGCAAGUCGACGAUGCGUAUGACACGGGCAUCGGUACACAGUUCUCGGCAGAGACCAACAAAAGAGACGAAGAUGAGGAAAUGAUGAAAUACAUAGAAGAACAACUGGCUAAAAGAAAAGAAGGGCACAAUGAAGACAAAAAGGAAUCAGAUCACAAUGACUCCCUCAAAUACCUGUCACCAGAGGAAGCUGCUCUACUGUCUCUUCCCGAACACUUACGAAUGUCUUCUACUCACCGGUCAGAAGAAAUGUUGUCAAACCAAAUGCUCAGUGGUAUCCCUGAAGUAGACCUUGGCAUUGAUGCUAAAAUUAAAAACAUAGAAGCGACAGAGGAAGCUAAAAUGAAACUCAUAUGGGAGAGACACAAUAAAAAGGAUGCUCCAUCUCAAUUCGUUCCCACAAACAUGGCUGUUAAUUUUGUUCAACACAACAGAUUCAAUAUGGAUAGUGAUAGUAAGAAAAGGAAGGUAGAAAAACCAAAAGAAGUUAAGACUGAAACUAGUGUAAUAGAUGAAAAUGUGGAUAAAAUUGUUAAGAAAGCUAAAGGAGAAAGAGCUACUGAUGAUUACCAUUAUGAAAAGUUUAAGAAACAAUUCAGAAGAUAUUAAAUUCUUCAAAUACAGAAAUGGGUUUUAAUGAAGUUGAAUACUUCUCUUUCUACUUAUCAAACAAUGAAUUGGUCUUAUUAUGGACCUUUAUCUAUCUUAAAUAUUGGUUUGUCAAGAUUGUUAUAUCAUUCCCAUUGAUUUUCAGUUGGUUUUUUCUAUUGUUGUUAUCAAAGUUAUUAUUUUUGAGGUGUUUGUUACAUCAUGGAGUUUGAUAAAAUGUAUUUGGUAUGGUAGAUCAUACCAAUAAUUUCAAAUGUAGAUUCCUUGUCAGUGGUCUGUUGUUUAAUAUUAGAAGUGACUAGAUCUCCUUUCUUGAGGUGGGGUAGUUGUUUAGGAAAGAAAAUUGCUAAUAUAGUUGCAUAGACUGUAUUUAUUAUCUAAAAAAAAGUAUUUGUACUCAAACUACAAUAAUAUUUCAAAACUGUUAAAUACAAAUGUUUUUCAACACUAAAUUAAGUAAGAAUUUGUAGUUGUUUUCUCAUUCUGCAUCAAAAGCGGUUUGUCCUUCUUUGUCAGUGUCUUUCUUUUUUUAUUCUCUUAGUCAAUUCAAUACAUUUUGAGCAGUUGUCAGUCCCAGGGGUCUUGAAAUAAAUUAAAUUGUCUAUUAAUAAUAUGUAAUGUGAUGGAAGUAUGAUUGCUAUAAAGAAGAAGAGGAAGAUCGUUUCGUUCUGCUUAUUCUGUUCGUUCCGUUGGUAGGACGCCGGCGAAUGAAAUGGGAUAUCAUCGUUCGUGUCGCUAUCAUCGACAUUUAUAAGUAGCCGUUCGCAUAAAAAUGAUUUCUUCAAGGCCUGUUCUUGUAGAGUUUCAGCGAGACGCACACAUUUUUUCAAAUUUUCUUCAAUUACAUUUUCGAUAUUUAAGUAAAAAGUAGCCUACAGUUGUAAAAACGAUUUCUGCUUCAACACGGGGUUACUUUGUGAUGUUGGUGGUUUAUUUAUUUCAGAGAAGGGUACAAGUAUUAUAGAUAGGUACUUGAUUAUUUCAGGUCGUCAAAUAGGUUUACAAACCAUUUCUCAAAAUUUUCUGCACAUCUUUGUGAUGUUCAUUACAAAUUAUUAUUGUUCUUUGUCUUAAAAAUGUGGCAUAUUAUAAGCCUUUCGCCUUUACCUUCCGAUACCUUUGUCGAGGCGUAUGCUCUCAAAUCUCAAUAUUUUAGCGACGGUAUAUAUCAUCGUCAAUGCAAUCCGUAACUUCCAUGAUAAAAUUCUCAAAAAUAUUGUGACAUUUGCGCAGAAGAAUAAUUCCAGGAUAUAAUUUUUCUUCUUCAGAAUAAUCAAAGAGACGGUUACAUUGAAGAAGUUCAAUAUCAAUCCUAAAAUAGGUACAGGAAAAUGUCGUAAUAUAGUCUAUAAUCUAUGUAAUUAAUUAUAAUUAGGUUUUACUUUUAUCUACAUCCAUGUUACUUUAUUUGUUUUUACCGAUGUUCAUUGUUUUUGUUUUUUGGCCAAAUUCAAGAAAAGCCAGUCCUCUUGGUCAUGUGUAUAAUUUAAGUUGGUUGGGUUUUAUGGCCAAGGGUACUUUAUUUUCCACUGUACCAUCAAGGGAACAGCCAAGGGUACACAGGAAAAUAAGGGGGUAUUUGCCUUGCUUUGCAUUGAAACACCUUUCAUACAAAACAUAAAGCACAACAUUGUCCCAUUCAAAAAAGUAACUCAAGCAAGAGCUCUUCUUUCCGUGAUAAUUUACUCUCUGAUCUUUUUUCAUAAAUCACAUAUAUCUUGAAAGUCGCGCUUAAAUGGGCCAUUUACUGCUUCAAUGACCCAUCUACAUAAUGUUACUGCCCUCGAUUUGUUGUUACCAAUCUUUGGGCUCUGGUGCCUCUUCCCUUUCGUCGGAAGUCCGAGGCUGCGCCGCUACCGUGGGUGCGCGUCCUGCUCCACAAUUUUAUUCUGUGUCCAGAAGUGGCGGAGUCCAUCGACACGACGGAACUGUCUGACUCGACGUCUACCCGGGAUAAGGCACCCGGGGCUCGCGUUUCUUAAUGCUAAGCAGCUCCAGCUGCUCAAAUUCUGCAGACUUGGUGAUAGCUAUGUGAAUGCUAUCUAUAAUACAUCCCACAACUGCUAGAAAACUAAACUUCUAGUAGAACCUAAAAAUAUCAUGUUAAACAUGUAGAUAGGUGAUUUUCUCUAACUACAACUUACAACAUUGAUUUUACUCGUUUUUUAUAAUAUUUCGUUCUUCACGAGUUUUUGGAAAAUGAAUGUAUUUCCGUGUAAAUAAUAUAUUAAGAGCUUGCGUCGCAGCCCUCACACAGUUAAAUACACUAACUUGAUGUAUUCUAUGGUGCGCACUUGCUCCGAUAAAUGGUACGAACCAGACGCAUAAAAAGCUUAGUGCACUAAUACCUUAAACAAAAAUAAAAUUAUUAAAUUAACAAUAAAUAUCCUUGGACAUGGUUAUAGCAAGGGAUUGUACUGUUACGGGGUGGUGGGUCCAGAAGAACUUAAAAAAAAUUACUUUACACUUAAAAUUUAAUUAAAGAAAGCAUGUAAGAAAUACAGAAAAAAAAACCCGAAAAUAAAUGUUACGCGCGGUGCAAACCCAAAUAACCAUUUAAUAAAUAUUAUUAUGAAAGAAACGUAGGGCGUCUAUUGUAUUCACGCCAAUGCAGUAUAAGCUCUGUGUCAUCGAUUUUUUAUUUUUAUAUUUGGCGAUAUGAAUUCCGAUAUAACAGUCCAUCUCAAUUUUUUUCUUAAAUUUUAAAUAAUUAGGUAGGUUUGGAGACAGUACGAGAUGGUAAAUAAGGUUCCAACCUUUGUGUUAGGUCACGACGGCACACAUUUCAUUGAAGCGAAACAAUCCGAGGAACUCGGGAUCUGGUAUUUCGAAGGCUAUUUCAAAGUUCUGAAGAGCCAUACGCCGACAUAUUAAGAGCUUGCGUCACAGCCCUCACACAGUUAAAUACACUAACUUGAUGUAUUCUAUGGUGCGCACUUGCUCCGAUAAAUCUUGGUACGAACCAGACGCAUAAAAGCUUAGUGCACUAAGUACCAAAAAAAAUAAAAGGAUUAAAUUAACAAUAAAUAUCCUUGGUCAUGGUUAUAGCAAGGAAUAGUACUGCUACGGGGUGGGUCCAGAAGAACUUUAAAAAAAAAACAAGUUACUUUACACUUGAGAAAGCAA
Messenger RNA from Ostrinia furnacalis (Asian corn borer), 4247 nucleotides. RefSeq names its product telomere length and silencing protein 1 homolog. The coding region runs from base 207 to 1121 and encodes 304 amino acids. Gene Ontology annotation, cellular component: spliceosomal complex. The record is from RefSeq and is a predicted model, not a curated record. The transcript has 2 exons. Gene Ontology annotation, biological process: mRNA splicing, via spliceosome. NCBI's taxonomy places the organism in Eukaryota, Metazoa, Arthropoda, Insecta, Lepidoptera, Crambidae.